UAAAUUAGUUAAAAGCUUUCGCUUUCGCUUCCAAGAGCUCACUUAAUUUUAGUUGCGACUUCUGCAUUUAAGUUUGAGGAGAGAGCUUUAGUCCUACAGUUUAUCUAACCCUUUCAGACUAAAUUAGUCUAAUAUUUCGCGCUCAGGAUCAUAUUAGAAGCUUGAGCAUCAUUAGAAUAAAAUAUUUCUGAUUUUCUGUUUACAAGGUGGAAUAAAAGGGCUCGGGCUGUUUGACGUGUGUGACAUGUGAAAGCACAGUUUUGUUCCUGUAACUCGCAGAAUGUGUUGAAGAUGGAUGAAACCAAGCUGCACCUGAAAGAGUGGCUAAUUGCUCAGAUAGAGAGUGGGACAUAUGAGGGAUUGUGUUGGGAGGAUGAGGACAAGACCAUGUUCAGGAUCCCGUGGAAGCACGCAGCCAAGAAGGACUACAAGCAGACGGAGGAUGCAGCCCUUUUCAAGGCCUGGGCUGUGUACAAGGGCAAGUACAAGGAGGGCAGGGAUAAAGCUGAUCCCACCAUGUGGAAGACCCGCCUCCGCUGUGCACUUAACAAGAGCACGGACUUCCAGGAGGUUCCUGAACGCAACCAGCUGGACAUAACUGAACCAUACAAAGUCUACCGAAUUCACCAGGAAAAUGGGCCCACCAGGCCAGCAGCCCUCACAGAGUCUGCAAAGUCAAAGUAUCACAUGGUCAACCCGGCAAAAAAAUCUCCAAGUCACCCCAUUUCCUCAGACCAACAGCUUGAUUGUCAAAAGGAAGAAUUUGAAGCAAACAAAGAAGAAAACCCGCUGACUGAAGAACUGAUGAGGGAACACACGUACUGUGAAUUCAAAGGGAAAAAAAAUCUAAGUAAGGUUUCUGCUCCGGUAACGUUUUUCAGCCCUACACUUAAUAUAACAGACUUUCGUUUGCAAGUGAAGCUGUUGUACCAUGGCCAGAUGGUGAUGAAAGUGACCACCACAAGCCCAGAUGGCUGCUUCAUCCUACAAGGCCGCGUUCCUGUGGGGAAUGAAAGGAUCUAUGGACCCUGCUCUACCCAGCAACUUUCCUUCCCGUCACCAGGCUCUGUAUUUCUGCCAUCCAGCAUGGCCGAAGCAAUGAAUCGCCUUCUUUGUCACCUGGAAAGGGGUGUGCUAUUAUGGGUGGCACCUGAUGGGGUGUUUAUUAAGCGCUUCUGCCAGGGUAGGGUGUUCUGGAGCGGUCCCAUGGCCCAACACACAGACCGGCCUAACAAACUGGAACGAGAAAAGACCUUUAAACUGCUUGAUGCAACCAUAUUUUUCAAUGCACUCCAGAGCAGUUUACAGGGGAAGGGACCAACACCUUCCUAUGAGAUUGAGCUCUGCUUUGGAGAAGAAUAUCCAGAUCCCAGUGUGCCUAAAACCACAAAACUGAUCAUGGCACAGGUGGUUCCUUUGUUUGCAGUGGAGCUAUUACAGAGGUUCAACUUGGGAGAAACUGAAGAGAAGCCUCAGAUUCUAACUUCCAACACAGAAGAAAGAAAAAUGUCGGAGGACUGAGAAAUCUAUCUUGCAUCUGGACAGUCAUGAACAAUAUAGAAGUGAAACUUUAUUCCGUCCCUGUAAUCACCAUGAGUAACAGCAACAGUAUUGUUGGCAAAGAUGUGUGUAUGAUAAAAAAUGUUUGUAUGGUGAAUGUAUUUGCAGAGCAUCUAGCACAAAUCAUAGUAAUUUUCUUUUAAUAUGUUUGGCUAAUAUGGAUUUUUCUGACUCCCAAGUCAUUAGUUGCUAUGACAGUAAAUUGUUUAAACCAGGCUGCAGAUAUUUGUCUCCUUGCAUUUGAUGUUAAUACAUUAUUCAGCAUAAACUGAGUGAUAGUUUGGUUUUCUGUUCCUAAAACACAGAGAAAAAAACUGACACCGGUAAUUAAAUCUAUAAAGCUUUUUCCUCCUUUAUUUCUAGCGAACAUCAUAUAACAGAUUCACAAUUUUUAAAAAUAUACAUUUUUGUAGCUGUAACAUUUAAAAAGAAAAUUCAACAGGUAAGUUUUUCUCCUUGAAAAUAAAAAAAGAAACUAAAGUGAAAGAGAGUGCUGAAUCAGAUGAUAUACCCGUAUCUGAGUGUAAAAUACUUUCAUCAUUUUCCCUGCCUUCAAACAUAUACAGUACAUAAAAAAAUUAGAUGGGAACAGAAGCAUACAGUACACAGGGGUCAAGAGCAUUCACAAAGCAUCAUGUUCCAACGUGUUAUUAGCACCAUUACUCUUCAGCCAUACUGCACUUUUUUACUCUUUCCAUCAUUCAUUUUUUAAUGGAAAAACACCAUGAGUGUCGAGGCGAUGUAGCACAGACCUGUCUGUGUGGGUGGGAUUGUCUGUUAUGCAGUUUUCAUUAGUGUUCUCCCUUUCUCAGAGAUAAUGUUAAGAACAUAUUGGAGGGCAAUGCCUUGACAAACAACUUUUUGAUCUGACUCCCAGUGAUGAGAAUAAAAAAGGCGAAGAGUUUCUCAUACAUUCACCUUGCCUGCCCAGGCCGACACAAACACAUCGGCUCAGAAGCAAGAAAAAAAAAAACAAAAAAAAAAAAAAACAAAGAAAAGAAAAAAAAAAAAACAGAACUGCAUCGCAAGAUCGACAGAGAUUGCAUUAAAUCUCAUUUAGCAUAUUUACUGUAUAUAACAUUUGUAUUGUAAUACAUAUAUUGUCAAUUGUUGUUCAUAUAUAUCUGCACAUCUUCAAUAGCGUUUACUUUCAUAACACUGA
This is a messenger RNA of Melanotaenia boesemani (Boeseman's rainbowfish), 2722 nucleotides long. It is a transcript of the gene irf10, whose product is annotated as interferon regulatory factor 10. Gene Ontology annotation, cellular component: nucleus. The transcript is spliced from 8 exons. Bases 292 to 1521 code for a protein of 409 amino acids. Gene Ontology annotation, biological process: regulation of transcription by RNA polymerase II; immune system process. Gene Ontology annotation, molecular function: DNA-binding transcription factor activity, RNA polymerase II-specific; protein binding; RNA polymerase II cis-regulatory region sequence-specific DNA binding. Lineage: Eukaryota; Metazoa; Chordata; Actinopteri; Atheriniformes; Melanotaeniidae. The record is from RefSeq and is a predicted model, not a curated record.